GCGGUAAAAACCUCAUAGUUUCUUACUAACAUGUCUGAAUCGGAAGACGCUGCUACUGACGAAGGACCACUACCCUUUGAGCUAUGGGACCCAUACACACCGUAUUACUACGAAAGCGAAACCUACGAGUCUGCCAAUGUGGCAGCCCUCAUCAUCGUGAUGGUCAUGCUCGUCUCGAAUUUGGAUAAAUUCUUGAAGAUGCCUAAACGGAGCAUCAAGAUUGCCUUGUGGACCUACUAUGGAAUCGAUUUGUAUCUCAACUUUCUAUCUGCGAUGGUGUAUAAUCCACGCCUCUAUUAUAGCUAUGUGUAUCGGGAGGUAUUUGACACCAAGAUUCUUUAUGUUUUGUUCGCUGUGCAGGAAACUUUGUUGAGCUUUAUGAUAUACGAGACGAUUGCACCAUGGAUCUCCAUGUAUUACGGACGUUGGUCCUAUAUUGGCUACGUUUUCAUGGCCAUCGAGCUGGCCCUUGGUGAAGCAGUAGGAGCGAUGUUGAGUAAAGAUGCAUGGAACGUUAACAGCGAAUACGACCCUAGCUACUGGCCGCUACAAUUGACCUGGACGGCGCUGCAUGUUGCAUUUGAAAUCGCCGUGUUUUUGUACCUUGCCUGGCAGUUCUAUAGUAUGAGACAACUGUUGGCUGACGAUGGAAGCCAGGGGAGGUCGCUCCCUGCCAUGAUCUUAUGUUCGACGGGGCUCCGAUUAUUGAUGUGUCUUGGGUGCGAGAUUGUCAACAUUGUGUACAAUGUGCAAGUCAAUGACUGGACCGUUCGAACGCCACCUGCUCUAAUGGUCGCUGCAAACGUUACCUGGUCAAUCCGACCUAUGCUCCUUCUUACUGAUAUGGCACGCGCCAAAGCACUUGCAUCAACGGCCGAAAAAGACAACACCCUACCCGGUCAGGGAUCACAGAGUAAGGGCUCCGGUACAUGCCAGGUGUGCGGGAACAAUAUGGACGUCAAAGUGUUGUCAUCCAAGCCGUUGAAGGAACAUGGAAGUAAGGACUCUGCAUCUGCAUAGUCGAUACCCGUCGAUUUGCCAGUUAUGCGUAGGUUGUGGCUGCUAGGGUUGGAGGCAGAUACCCGAGUGACUAUACGAAUCGGCUGCACAUGGCGGCAGCUUGCCAUUCUUGUUUUACGUAUUCUCUAGACAGAAGCGAUAGUUUUCAUUUUAGGACGUUAUUUUAGUCCAUUUAGUUUUAAUAGAUGCUUGACAUGCAGUGUUUCUCGAA
This is a messenger RNA of Spizellomyces punctatus DAOM BR117, 1231 nucleotides long. RefSeq lists its product as uncharacterized. Bases 31 to 1020 code for a protein of 329 amino acids. The transcript has 4 exons. NCBI's taxonomy places the organism in Eukaryota, Fungi, Chytridiomycota, Chytridiomycetes, Spizellomycetales, Spizellomycetaceae. The record is from RefSeq and is a predicted model, not a curated record.